This is a messenger RNA of Juglans microcarpa x Juglans regia, 2058 nucleotides long. Its product is annotated as peptide-N4-(N-acetyl-beta-glucosaminyl)asparagine amidase A. The record is from RefSeq and is a predicted model, not a curated record. NCBI's taxonomy places the organism in Eukaryota, Viridiplantae, Streptophyta, Magnoliopsida, Fagales, Juglandaceae. The transcript has a single exon. Gene Ontology annotation, cellular component: vacuole. The coding region runs from base 127 to 1896 and encodes 589 amino acids.
GCAGAAGAUCAUUCGUACACACUCCUAAUCAUCGAAGCUUCCUAAAAAGGCUUUGUAUGGGCAAAAGAAAAAUAAAACAAUAGUGAACUAUUUUUUUCCAUUUUAACAAAAAAAAAAAAAAAAAAAAUGUCCAUCUUCCUGUUUCUGCUGCUCUUCUUCAUUGUUCCUGUCUCACCCUUCUCCUCCCCAGAUCGCUACACCAAAUCCCACGUCUCAUCCCACCAUCAAGAAUACUUGGAGCUCGCGCAUCCCCUACCGUCCGAUUUUCUAAUCCCAUCAUGUACCCACCAGAUCCUCCGCCACUCCUUCGCCAACACAAUCAACUCCCCUCCCUUUUCCACGAGCUACUCCCCGCCUUCCGAAUGCCUUCCCCCCUGGUCCUACGUCUCCCUCGAACUCCGCGCCGAAUGCAGAGGCGAACAAUACGAUCGAAUCGCCGGAUUGUGGCUAGGCGGCGCAGAGCUACUCCGCACCAGCACAGCCGAACCGACCAAGUGCGGAAUCUUCUGGAAAGUUCGAAAGGACAUCACCAGGUAUUCCUCUCUCCUCUCACGCUCUGACCUCAACGUCACCAUGAUGCUUGAAAACAUCGUCAACAACUUCUACACCGGCGUUUACCAUGUUGCCGUUACGUUCCUGUAUUACAAGGAGAACGCCGACGAGGAUCAGUCACUGGUUUACCAUCAAAACUUCGGGUUUCUUAGGGAGAAACAACAGAAGGGUGGGGUUCGUUCCUGGCAAGGUCUAGCGGGAUUAUAUGAAACACCUGCCGAUUUUAUAAUCCCGAUAUCCGAUCGGGGCAACAGGGGAUCUUGGUUCAGAAUCGAGAGCGAAUCGGAUGUGUAUUCCCAGAGAAUUCGAAUUCCGCGGAAUACUUACCGAGCCGUGUUGGAACUGUACGUGUCCUUUCACGGAAACGACGAGUUUUGGUACUCGAACCCGCCAAAUUCGUACAUCGAAACGAACAACUUGACCACUGGACGAGGUAACGGAGCUUACAGAGAGGUUUUUGUGAUAGUCGACGGAAAGUUUGCCGGGUCGGAGGCUCCGUUUCCGGUCAUGUUCACGGGUGGGGUGAACCCGUUGUUUUGGGAACCGGUUGUGGGGAUUGGAGCGUUCAACCUUCCUAGCUAUGACUUCGAUUUGACACCGUUUCUAGGCCAGCUUUUGGAUGGCAAGGUUCAUAGCUAUGGAUUUGGAGUGAGCGGAGGCAUUUCGUAUUGGCUCGUGAAUGCGAACUUGCACCUUUGGGUGGAUCACAAAGCAUCGAAGAGGCUCAAAGCUCGAUCUGUUGUUUAUAAUAGUCCUCGACUAAAGAUCAAACGUCGAGAAGAUUUCAAGCUUCUUGAUGGGUCAUUCAAGGUACAGGCAGAAAGGAAAGCCCAGUUCGGGGGGUGGGUCAAGUCCAGCGCAGGAAACUUGACCACGGUGUUCUCGCAAGAUUACAGGUUGAAGAGCUCGGUAAAUUUCGUGAAGAAUGGAGCUUAUAAAUUGGUAAAGCAGAAGGUAAAGGCGUGGAGAGAGGUGGUGGUGAGGAACGAAGGAGGUACAGCGGUUACUCGUUUAAGCGUUAGGAGGACAUACCCCCUGAGUGUCAUUACCUCAACGCAACCGGGACCGCAGAGGAAGAAGGAUACGUAUUUGCUUGUCACGAAUGUUAGCCGUGCAUUGAGUGAGAGGUAUUCGCAUGGGGACUUUUCGAGCCUCGUUUACUAUUCGCAGGAUAGUAGAGGGUGGAUGGAGGUGAGGGAUCAUUCGGUACUCUCCGGUUCGGCACUUACUCGACAGAGGUUUAGUUACAGGGAUUUGUUCAAGUGCUAUUCGCGCUCUGUGGAAGCGGCCGAUGGUAAGCUCAUUGGAAGCAAUACCACCACUGAUUGCAUUUCUUCCUUCUAAUCUUCCGCUGCACAGGAAUUCUUGUUCAAUAACUCACCGAAUAAUAAUAAUGGUUGCGAUCCGUGUGAUGAUUGCGGGUCACAUCUUUGUCACUCUACUUACUUGUCUACGUCAUUUUGUAUCAUAAUGUAAACUAAUUGGAACUGCUGGUUUUGUUUUCUA